Molecule: messenger RNA, 2398 nt
Organism: Manis pentadactyla (Chinese pangolin)
Lineage: Eukaryota; Metazoa; Chordata; Mammalia; Pholidota; Manidae
Gene: HEBP2
Product: heme binding protein 2
Exons: 4
Coding region: 262-879 (205 amino acids)
Cellular component (GO): cytoplasm
Source: RefSeq, a predicted model, not a curated record
GGAAGGCGGGGACCCGCCGGGAGGCGCCGGCCGGCCGGCGCUGCUGGGUGGGAUUGGCGUCCCUCGCGGUCGCAGCGCCCCCUCUCGGCCCAGGGCCAGGCGGCGUCCUGCGGACUCGCGCCUCUGGCCCCGCCGGCAGGAGGGACGCGCCUGCGGGGCGGCGGGGCCCGGCGACCACGGCGGGCAGGUUGUGCGCCCCUGCAGGCGGCACCUUCCCGGCGCAGCUCUCCAGCCUCUUUCCCCGGAGCAUCGGCGCCACCCAUGGCGGAGGGGCUCGAGCCAAAUCCCGGGGCGGCCGACGGCGCGGCGGCCCGAGACGUGGAGACCCCGGGCUGGCACGUUCCCGAGGACGCGGGCCCCCAGCCCGGAAGUUACGAGAUCCGACACUAUGGACCAGCCAAGUGGGUCAGCACUUCCGUUGAGUCUAUGGACUGGGAUUCAGCCAUCCAGACUGGCUUUACAAGGUUGAACAGCUACAUUCAAGGCAAAAACGAGAAAGAGAUGAAAAUAAAGAUGACAGCUCCAGUGACAAGCUAUGUGGAGCCCGGUUCAGGUCCUUUUAGUGAGUCUACCAUUACCAUUUCCCUGUACAUCCCCUCUGAGCAGCAACUGGAUCCGCCCCAGCCAUCAGAGUCAGAUGUCUUCAUUGAAGAUAGAGCUGAAAUGACUGUGUUUGUACGGUCUUUUGAUGGGUUCUCUAGUGCCCAAAAGAAUCAAGAACAACUUUUGACAUUAGCAAGCAUUUUGAGGGAAGAAGGAAAAGUUUUCAAUGAAAAGGUUUACUACACUGCAGGCUACGACAGUCCCUUCCAAUUGCUUAACAGAAAUAAUGAAGUGUGGUUGAUUCAGAAAAAUGAGUGCUCCAAAGAAAAUGAAUGAGAACAUGAAAGGAGUUUCCAUUGCCAGGGGCAAACUUCUGUUUACUAUAGACAUCAACUCCACCUGUAAGUCAAAUGCGCAGCUAGAAUCUCUGCCUGAGAGCACUGCUUUGAAUCAAGCUUAUCUCCAAUGUGCCUUUUUAAUACCUGAAGCUUUAUCUAGAUACACAGGUAACAGGCGACAAUAUUCUAUAACCGUGCAAAGCAGUCAUACCUCUGGAGGUCUUUAUUUCAGUGAGGCACCAGGGUGAAUCACAUUAUGCCCCUCUUCUCCACUGUAUUAUAAUCAUAUUGCCUUUUUCUUCUUGGAUUUGUGUCAGUUGGAUAUUACCCUCUCCAGAUAUUAGUAAAAAUGCUGAAGAUUUAUCCUGUGUGGAACUACUCGGCUGCUAGAUGGGGAAGUUGAAGUUUGGUUGAAAUAAAAAUCAAAUUGUCAUUGGCGGCUGCCACUGUUAGAUUCACUGUUGAGUCCUCUUCAUCAUUUGCCUGCUACCACCAGCACACAAGAAAAUUCUCAUAGUACCCAGAAGUGUUGGUAAUAUUUCAUGAAAAAGUAAAUUUAUGAAGUUAGGGACUUCCUAUUUCCUAUUUUGAUACUCAAUGAAGGCUUUUUUUUUUUUCUGAAGAAAUGUAUACAGUCAUUAGUUUUAAAAUUCACUUAAAUUCUUUAAGCAUUUCACAUAAUAUUUCCAGAGGUUGUAUAAAAAUUAAUUAUUGCUAAGUUGGUCAUAGGGAUGGUAGGACAGCAUGGAGAAUAGUCAGUGAUUCUAUAACAUCUUUCUACCUUGAAACAGUAACCACACUACAGGGGGUGAGGAUUUGAUAAUGUGGGUAACUGUUGAACCACUGUGUUGUACAUCUGAAACCAGCAUAAGAUUGUAUAUCAACCAUACUUUGAUUUAAAAAAACAUUACUCAUUGCAAGAGUGGGUUUCCCCCAAAAUCAAGGAGGUUGAAAUCCUCACCUAAUUGUGUUGGAACAUGCUUGUCCUGGAGAAGACAGUUGCAUUCAGUCGCCUGGAAGGCCGCUGUGGGAAGGGCACUGACUUCCCUGUGGGCUCUUAGAGGAUGAUGGUUGUAGGAGUGAAGGAGAAAAGCAGGAUGGAGUUCAGUAACUUCCCAACAUUACAGCUGCCCAUGAAUGACACUACUUCCAGGUCGCAUCAUUGUGUGUUUAAGCAGAGACCAUGAGGGGGAUUUGAGUAUCCAGUGGGUAAGAGGAUGAAGCCAGGUGAUGAUGCUUCAGGUCCCUUUUAUCCCAGCAUUACAUUACAUAAUACCAUUGUAAUUUUAAUAUUAAAACUAACCUCUCUAACCUGGAUAAAAUAGCCAUACCUACGAUUAGUGGUUUCCAUAGCUGACAUUUAUGGGUUACCUUCCAGGUGCACCAUUCUAAGUGCUUCACCUGAAAUACCAGAUUUGACACUCAGAAAAUGCUGUGUGCUACACUGUAUCAUCUCCAUUUUAUAGAUGGGAACAUUGAGGCACAGAGGUAGUAGAUAACUUGCCCCAGUGGAAACU